Messenger RNA from Knipowitschia caucasica, 2025 nucleotides. Lineage: Eukaryota; Metazoa; Chordata; Actinopteri; Gobiiformes; Gobiidae. The record is from the annotation of a GenBank genome assembly.
AUGGCUGCAGGGGGAGCGGCGUGUGGCGGGGACAGCUCGGAGCAGUGUCGGGCCGACGUGGAGCGUCUGAGCCGGGAGCUGGCGGAGGCCAACCGGGAGAAAAUCCGUGCGGCAGAGUGUGGUCUGGUGGUUCUGGAGGAGAACCAGGGUCUGAAGCACAGAUGUGCGGAGCUGGAGGCGGAACAAGAGGCACUGAGGAGAGAGCUGGAGCGGCUACAGGAGGCCUUCACCCAGACUUACUCCACCCAGCGCAGAGUGGCCCAGGACACUGAGAACAACGAGGAGAGCCUGCUGCAGGAGUCGGCCUCUAAAGAAGCCUACUACAUGAGCCGCCUGCUAGAGCUGCAGCUGGAGCUGAAGGAGCGGAGGAGCAGCGCGGCCAGCCUCUUGGAGGAGACGUGCACGCUACGGGAGGCCAUGCACGAGCUCACAGAGAAGAGCCAUGUGCUGGAGCUGUGCAGGGCCAGACUCUCUCAGGAGCUGCAUGAGGCCAAAGCUCAGGAGAGCAGACUCCUGCAGGACUACAGCGAGCUGGAGGAGGAGAACAUCUCACUGCAGAAGCUGGUGGCCACGCUCAAACACAACCAGGUGGAGUUUGAGGGCCUCAAACACUCUCUGAAGGUGGUGGAGGAGGAGGCGGAGGUGCUGCAGGUGCAGCUGCAGGACGCCCUGAGGCUGAGGGAGCUGUCCGAGGGUCACCUGGAGGAGGCGCUGGAGGUCCUGAAGAACGAGCGAGAGCAGAAGAAGCUCCUCCGCAGGGAGCUGCUCCAUCACCUCAGCAUGUGUGAUGUCGCAUACACCGGCUCCGCACACCUGCUGUUCACCUCGGCGCCCCCCAGUGGAGCCGGGACCCCCAACACCCUGCUCUCCCCCGCCUCUGACGACGCCAACAGGUGUAAUGGUCUGGUGAGUGGGACAGCCCCCUCCCCUCUGCACUGUCCCAGCAGCUCCUCCACGCUCCACUCUGAGAUGAACCUGACGGAGAUCCAGAGACUGAGGCAACAGCUGCUGACGGUGGAGCAGGAGAAGGCGGCCCUCCUGAAGAGCCUGCAGGAGUCCGAGGCCCUGCUGCUCCACACACAGGGGGCCCUCAGAGAGCAGCAGGACUGGGCCCUACGCCUCACGCACAAAAUGUCUGCUCUACACCAGCAUGUGCACUGUGACGGGCCCCCAGAGGUCCCCAAGAGCAGCGGCAGUGCGGAGGAGGAGGGCAAAGUGGAGCCCGGUCCGGAGCUCGGACUGGACUCUCUGCUCUCUCAGCUGGCCCCUGGGCUGGACGUGCUGCAAUUCAAGUACCGUGUGGCGGUGAACGAGGGGGUGGAGCUGAAAGCCGAGCUCCAAGGCCUGAAGGACAGAAUGUGUGAGCGCGAGGAGAGGGCGGAGGAGAGGGCGGAGGAGCGGCAGAGACACAUGCUCCUCCGCCGCCUGGAGAAGAGCUGCGAGGAGGCCCAGGACAAGAUCUUGUGUUUGGAGCGGGAGCUAAAAGUUGCGAGCUCAUUGGCCGCUGACAGAGAAGCGGCUCUGACCACGGCGCAGGACGAGCUGCAGGCGCUGAGCGAAGAGCUGGCUCAGAUCUACCACCAUGUGUGUCACUGCCCCGCCCCCCCGCCCUCGGCCCUGCCCUCUGCCCCGCCCUCUGCCCCGCCCUCUGCCCCGCCCUCUGUUCCCAUCCUCUGCCCCCAUCAUCUGCCCCCCGCCCUCUGCCCCAUCCUCUGCCCCCAUCCUCUGCCCCCGUCCUCUGCCCCCAUCUUCUGCCCCCAUCCUUUGCCCCCAUCCUCUGCCCCCAUCCUCUCCCCCGCCCUCUGCCCCGUCCUCUUCCCCUGUCCUCUGCCCCAUCCUCUGCCCGUCCUCUGCCCCGUCCUGUGCCCCAUCCUCUUCCCCCGUCCUCUGCCCAUCCUCUGUCCUGUCCUCUGCCCCAUCCUCUGUGCCCCCAUCCUCUGCCUCGCCCUCUGCCCCGCCCUCUGCCCCAUCUUGUGCCCCGCCCUCUGCCCCAUCCUCUGCCCCGCCCUCUGCCCCAUCCUCUGA